This is a messenger RNA of Ananas comosus (pineapple), 2885 nucleotides long. RefSeq names its product acyl-coenzyme A oxidase 3, peroxisomal-like. Lineage: Eukaryota; Viridiplantae; Streptophyta; Magnoliopsida; Poales; Bromeliaceae. The transcript is spliced from 14 exons. The coding region runs from base 2242 to 2754 and encodes 170 amino acids. The record is from RefSeq and is a predicted model, not a curated record.
AUUAUUUAUUAAGUUAUUUAUUUAUUACUUAUAUAUAAAUUACAGUUUAUAUCAUUCACUUCCUACUAUACAAGCAACAGAGCUGAAUAAAUUUUACUUUCAUAGUUAUGAAAACAAACGACGAGGAAGUAGUUUUUACCUGACCUUCAAUUCAAAGUCUACUUCAACCCAAACUUUAGUUUCGGUGAACUAACCAGGCCCCCGUGUUUGUGGAAAAAACUCUAUGAGCUAGAAAAAUCAUCGAAAAUAAAGCAUUUCUUAUUUGAAAAUUAUUGAAUUUAAAGUAUAAGAGUGGAACUCCAAUGUUGGAGCAAUUGAAUGAGGUUCAAAGCAUAGUGAACCAACUCAUUUCAAUGAAGAUGGUGCUUGAGUAUGAACUUCAAGCAUUGUUGUUGUUAAGCUCUCUGCUAGACUCAUAGGAGAUUUGGGUAGUUGUACUUAGUAAUUUGGUAUUGAAUGAGAUUGUCUCUAUGAAUUAUGUUAUAAAUUUUUUGUUGAAUGAAGAAACAAGAAGAAAAGUCUCCGAUGCAUCUAUACUGUAAGCUCUUAUUUUAGAGAAUCGGGGAAGGUUAAAGGACCAUGACCAUGACCAUGUUGAUCGAUACAAAUCAAGAAGCAAGUCAAAAUUAAAAAAAGAUAUUAGAUACUACUAUUGCAAAAUGAAAGGUCAUAUGAAAAAGGUAUGUUGGACAUAUAAGAAAGAUAAAAGAGGACAGGAUAAAGAAAGAAGCAAAGUCCAAAGAAGAUGAAAAGGAAGGAGCUAUUGUACUCUUAAUAAUGAUGUUGCUAUUUUGGGUAUAUGUAGUUAUGAAUGUAUUAAUAUUGGAUCUACUUUUUUAAGUGUUGAUUGGGGUCAUUGAUAUGGGUAUUGUUUCACGGAACUUCUCAUAAGCACUUGUAUAAAGCUAGAGACUUUGGAUUAGUGAAGAUAGGUAAUCGUGAAUCUUCUCAUAUUGUGAGAAGGAGAGGUCACUACAACAAAAUUACCUUUUAGUGGUAAUUUAAUAGUGGCGAUUAUUGAACGGCCACUAUUACUUAUUAUCUAAUUGUACUUAUAGCGGCAAUUAUUUUAAACUACAUAUCUUUACCGACUAAUAUUAUUAAAUAUAUUUACUUUGAGCCCUAAUACAAACCUAACCCUAACCGUAACCCUAACCCUCACACUCACCCUACCCGAACCCAACCCGAUCCCACUCCCCCACAUCCCUCCCCUGCGUCGACCCCUUCUCUCCCUCACCCCCUCCUCUUCGAGCUCGAGCUCUUCCCCUCCGCGUGAGCUCGAGCUCUCGCUCUCUCUUUCACCUCUACUCAUCUCCUCCUCCCUCUUCCUCCGCGUCCUCUCCAAGCUCCGAUCGCAGUCCCAAAUCGCCCUCGCAUUCGCCCCGAUCUUCUCUGCCGCGUGUGCACCGGCGCAACGUCGCCGUCGACCACCUCGAUCGAGCGCCACCACAGCGCCAGCGUCGUCCACUUCGCCGUCGCCGACAAGGUCUACGAUCUCCAGUUCCUCGAGGAGAUCCGUCGCAUCAACUCCGAGAGCUGUGGAGAAGUGCAAGAACCGGAACUAGCAACAACUCCGCUAUCCUCAAUUGAAGAGCGAGCAACUUCAGUGGCUGUGGGUCGACGAGGUUAUUCCUGAUGCUCCAUGGGUCCUCACAAAGGAGUUCCUGGACAAACAUCAGAUUGAUUAUGUGGCUCAUGAUGCCCUUUCGAUUGUUAUUGAAGAAGUGGACUCUAUUAUUGAAGUAGUUUAGCCGUUCUGCAUUAGCUGUUAAAUUUCCAAUGCUGACAUAAGUUGCAUCUCUGGGUGCAUAGUGAGUUUGAUCAUGCUGAGAAAGGCGAUGCUUUGUAUGCAAUGGAGUUGGCAUUAGCUCUUGAGAAACUGACAAAUGAGAAGCUUCUGAAAUUGCAGUGUUACAGAAAAGUGUCCAGACUACAGUGAAAGUGAAUUUCUGGAGGAGCAGGAGAAGCAAUUGAGGGUCAAUAUGAAGAUCAAUAAAUUGCGUGAGACAGUGAAGGCGCAUCAACAAAAGAUAUUUCAGCAAUGGAUGCUGAGUGCGGCGCUGGCAGGCUUGGGUGGGCAGCUAGGGAUCCUUCUGGGUUUCUUUCGCCUUACAGGUUCAGUCGAAGGUGUGGCCACGCCAACUAAAUGAGGAGUUCAAUGUCCCUUUCUUGAGUGCCGUGAAGCCUGUGGUGGACAAGGCCUUAAGACAGAAAAUCGGAUAGGGAUUCUUAAAAGUGAAUAUGAUGUGCAGUCCACCUUCGAGGGCGAUAAAUGUGUUACUGCAGCAGGUUAGUAAAGCACUUCUUGGGGAAUAUGUAGUUGCUCAGAAAAGAAAGAUACCUCUUAGAGGACUGGGAUUGGAGCACAUAAAUGAACCUUGCCCUGAUAUUCAUGAGAAUCUAACAAGCUCUAUCUUAAGGAGCUUCAAGUUCCAGACUGAUAUAUUCUGCUUGCGUGAGAGAGAUUUGCUGAAGCCCGAUGCUGACGAAGUCUCACAGUAUCAAGCCAAGGGAGAGAGUAAAGAGAGAGCAACAUUGCUGGAGCAUCUGGCUACGGAUGAAUUAUCAUUUAUCUUCCGUCUAAAGGGACAUGGUUAUUAUGUUUCUGUUGAAGGUGUGCAAGUAGCUGAUUAUCCAUGGACUAAUAUUUCUUGUCAAGGUUUUCAGAUUCUUUGGGGCCUUGUCAUCGAUUUGGAUAAGCUUUCGAAGUGGAGCAAUGAGUUUUUAAAUAUUUAUAAUUUAGGACUUUUUUGAUAUUAUAGGUGUUUAGUGUCAUUUAAAAUUUGUUAUUUUUUGGUUAAAUUUUGAACAAGUAUUUAUUGUUAGAACUCAUAUUCGAAAUUUAAUUUGAACAUUAAGAUUGUAAUUUGAGAGUGAAAACUAUU